UCCUGCUACUUGUUCCUCCAACAGGUAAACAGCUCAACAACACCAUGGCUACCAGGGACCUAAAAGGCACACCACUCUCUUACGCCCAGAAGUUGUAUCUCGUGAGACAAAUUAGAGAUCACCCUGUGGUACACACGAAACCUUCAAACUACACUAGUAUACUGGAGAGAAAAGCUGCGUGGGAGACAAUAACUAAGAACUUCAAUGUAUGUUUCUCCACGGCGGAGCCCAAGAAUACUCAUCAGCUGAAGAAGACGGAGUACUUAAAGAAUAAAGUGAAGAAGGAUCACAGCAGGUACAUCCGGGAAACCCAUCAGACUGGUGGUGGGCCAUCACCAGCCCCACCAAAACCAGCUGAUGAGGUAACGCUGAUUGUACAGCUGAUCCUUAAUAAUAGGCUGCCAGUACCUGAUGACAUCUUUGAUAGUGAAUUUGUAGAAGCACGCAUACUGGCCCGACUCAAUUCCACAGCACUGGAAUGUGCUGACACACCUGAAGCUGCAGGACAGCAGCCAGCACAAGAUCUGGUCUUGGACAACCCUGGCAGUCCACUUAUCAUCAGGAGUGAAGACUGUGAACUUAUAGAUGCGGAAGAUGAUGUGGACCUCCCAGGUGCUAGAACCUCCGCUCAUCCUGUACUAAAAAAAGGCACCUGCUCUGCUCGCAGCAGUAGUGCCACAGCUGCCACCCAAAACCAGUCCUUCACAGGACGAAAGAGGAAGGCAGCAGAAAGCAAAUCUGAGGUGUACAUUUCUCUGUAUAUGUCAUCUUCCACUUAGAAAUUAUACACACAAAUAUACAUUGAAAGAACAGAGAUGGAAAGUUUAUCAAUAAAAGAUCAUAAACUAUUGUGAAAUAGCACAAACUGGUAG
Molecule: messenger RNA, 872 nt
Organism: Portunus trituberculatus (swimming crab)
Lineage: Eukaryota; Metazoa; Arthropoda; Malacostraca; Decapoda; Portunidae
Exons: 6
Coding region: 45-779 (244 amino acids)
Source: RefSeq, a predicted model, not a curated record